This is a messenger RNA of Guyanagaster necrorhizus, 1194 nucleotides long. RefSeq lists its product as uncharacterized. Lineage: Eukaryota; Fungi; Basidiomycota; Agaricomycetes; Agaricales; Physalacriaceae. The transcript has 2 exons. The record is from RefSeq and is a predicted model, not a curated record. Bases 1 to 1194 code for a protein of 397 amino acids.
AUGCAGUGUCUUCCUGGAGAAAUUAUCAACGCGAUCAUAGACGGAUGUCAUGCAGAUCGCCAUAUGCUCGUCUCAUGCAGCCUUGUCUCCAAAAAAUGGUUUGCAUCGAGCCGGUACCACCUCUUCUCGACCAUCGAAUUGUCUUCCAAAGACUCGAAGUCUUUCUCCGAGCUCCUCGAAUCACCCCUCUGCACCAUUAUACCCUUCUUGAAUGAAAUCUCUUUUCACGUCCAAGACGAUGCCCCGUGGAUCCUUGACCUACUCUCAGAAAGAUUUUACUUCGGCACUGUCACGACGCUCAACGUAUUUUGUUACGGCGUCGACCUCAAAGAGUCGAUCCGGAACGCCAUCUCAUCCCGUUUUUUAUCCAUUACAUACUUACGUGUUUUUGCUGCUACCUUGGCGUCACGUAGCCUUGCUCCUGACGUCCACUUCAUUUGCUCGUUCCCGCGUCUUAAGAAUGUCCUUCUUUAUGGUCACCACCAGAGCGGCUUUCACAUCGAUUCCGCCUUACGGUUGCCGCCAAACAUCCGCGCAUUGAAGCUUGACCUUCCGAGCCCGGCUUUGGACGGAAUCAUGCUGUGGCUACUUGCACACGAGAACCUUCCAACAGUUUCUUCGUUGCAUAUCUUUCGAGUGAAAGCUGAGCAUUGUGCUGCUCUGGAGCAGUAUACACAGGCUUGUCAGAACACGCUGGAAGACCUUAUGAUUCUUCUGCAUAAGCAAAGCACCGAAGACGAAGUCAAUUUCGAUUUACGCCCCAAUACAAGUCUUAAUAGCAUCUUCCUGUCAGCCAGUGGCCCGGACGCUAUUCAAGCAGCCGGGGCAGUUCUAUCUUCUCUGUCAUCGCCAUACCUGCGAGACGUCAUCUUACGUGUUCCGUACGUUCAUUUGCGGCAAGAAGGAUGGGGUGGCCUGGAUACGAUGCUGGCGUCUCGCACGCAGCCAGUCGCAUGUACGGUUGUCACGGAUGAUUCUCGAAAUUACGGUCCUGAGUUGAGGAAAAGGUUGCCAACCUUGAAUGCGUCUGGAUCACUUCGAGUCGUCGCUCAGGGCCGCUCCAAGAUUGCAGCUCAGUACUUAAACGAAGUCUACUCUCGGUUUAAGGUAAGCGCUGAGUUGACGUCAUUGUCGGGUGUCUGCAAUGUUAAAUCCUCUAUAGCCCUUAUCACAACUCAGCGUUCUUUCGUCUAG